UUGAACGCAUUUAGUCGUCUGCUGUUGCGUGACUUAUUUGAUCGUCUGCUGUUGUCAACACACUCGAUCGUCUGUUGUUUUACCACACACGCGAUCGUCUGCUGUUGUCAACACACUUGGAUAAAUCUCUGGUUUCAUGUAGGCAGGUCUAAGCAAGAAGGUUUGGCUACAAAACGUAACGUGAUACCGUUCCACCAGGAUAGAGACACCUUCAGGGAAAAUAGACGGGCGACAUGGCAGGUGUGAGGUGGACGUUCAGACAGCUGCUUCAUGCUAUGGUACUCAUCUUGGUGGGCUUUUUGAUUGCCAGCUACUGGUCGGUUCUACACUCCCCCACCCCGCACGUGCUGAGAAUGACGUCCAUCCUGCACCAGACGGUCAACCUACAGUCACGUGACCCACAGUCUGAUGUUCGUGUCUCGGGGACAAGCGAGAUUUUCACCACGAACUUUAUCCGUGUCGCGUAUGACGACACGUACAUGUACUCAGCCCUUGCUCACACCGAGCCACACGUCAGGGACACACGGACAAACGUGUCGGACACGCCAACAGUAGCCGUAGUACUCACGCCAACAGUAGCCGUAGUACUCACGACUUUUGACGUUGGUCUCCAGACCUACAGAUGCUGUCUUCUGUUUGAGGACAGCGAGUCGAUAACCUUGGUGGUGGUCAACUCCACGGUCCGCUCACCUGACAACACAGGUGACGACACAGGUCACGACACACCAAGACAGACAGUCUACACAGUCAGACAACACGUGUGUGACAAUGUGAUUAUGACGUCAGAGUUCAGAGCUCAGUACGCCACUCUGACGUCAUCAACGUGUCCGCCCAGCACGUCUGGGUAUGUCAGGGUGGGGUACACGACAGCACACCCAGCCGUGGCCGUGUGUGUAGCGCUGACACAGCCCCACGCCUACACGCCAGCUUACGUCAUCGAAUGGUUUGAGGUGCAGAAAACUCUGGGCGUGUCCAAAGUUGUGCUCUACGUCACACCAAACGACGCAAACUUAGAGGCGGUUCUCAAGUUUUAUAAAGAUGGAAAUUUUCUGGAGCUAAUGGAGUUCCGACCACCGGAAGACGUGAUCCGGAACAUGAGCAGACCGGAAGUGUUGGAGAUGGUCAAUGUUGACUGCAGGCAGAGACUGGCAGGGUACCAUUACGUCAUCAACCUGAACUUGGACGAAAUGGUCAUACCUCACAGGGAGACCUCCCUAUACACGUUAUUGCAGGAAAAAUUCGCGGCAAACCCAGGGAGUUCCAAACUUGACUUUUAUGUGGCUGACUUCAUUACGUCAUCAGGUCCCAGUCAUCCUGGGGAGAUGUUGACGGUUAAACGUUACAGAACGUCAUCUGACCCUCAGAAAACUUACGCCAGCAGAUCUGGUCACGUGACGAGAGUUGUCGACGUGAGAAGAGUUGCAGACAUGGCAGCCAGGGGGAGCCUGACCAACGCUACACAGAGCGUCACUAUCCUGCCCGAGGACGCCCUGAUACAUCGUUACAGACCAUGUCGAGUAGAAGAAUGUCCCACCGCGUCUAGAACUGAUGACGUCAUGAUGAGAUUCUCAACGUUGGAAGUUAGUGUGAUGAAAGUUCUGUGAUAUUAGUCUAAACAGUCAUUUGUAGUAUUACCUUGACAGUUACCUGUAGUAUCACCUUGACAGUUACCUGUAGUAUUACCUUGACAGUUACCCGUAGCAUCACAUUGACAGUUACCUGUUGUUUCACCUUGACAGCUACCUGUAGUAUUACAUCUACGGUUACCCGUAGUAUUACCUUGAAACUCUAUUUUUCAUGCAUGUACUUAACCUUGUAAAUACAACAAAGUUUAAGUAGCCAAAUAAAAAAGAGAAAGAAAAGUUUAAUACACUUG
Molecule: messenger RNA, 1876 nt
Organism: Physella acuta
Lineage: Eukaryota; Metazoa; Mollusca; Gastropoda; Physidae
Cellular component (GO): cytoplasm
Molecular function (GO): glycosyltransferase activity
Source: RefSeq, a predicted model, not a curated record